Brienomyrus brachyistius is the source of this 1329-nucleotide messenger RNA. It is a transcript of the gene prop1, whose product is annotated as PROP paired-like homeobox 1. The record is from RefSeq and is a predicted model, not a curated record. Gene Ontology annotation, molecular function: DNA-binding transcription factor activity, RNA polymerase II-specific; RNA polymerase II transcription regulatory region sequence-specific DNA binding. The transcript is spliced from 3 exons. NCBI's taxonomy places the organism in Eukaryota, Metazoa, Chordata, Actinopteri, Osteoglossiformes, Mormyridae. The annotation marks the transcript as partial. Gene Ontology annotation, biological process: regulation of transcription by RNA polymerase II.
CCAAAGAGCGCAUUAUUUUGGUUGCCCAAAUGGCCCGAAGACCGCAGGCAGCAGGGCAGAGAAGCGACUCCUACCCCCGAACUGUACCCCGAAAUAGCCGCCGUCAGCUCCAGUGCAGACGUUGACAGCAGCUCCCCCGAGAAACUUUCAGCGAACGACGCGGACGACGCGUUCCAGGCACACUCGACGGGACACUACGCGUCCCCUGCCCGCCGGCGCCACCGCACCACCUUCAGCCAUGAACAGCUGGAGCACCUGGAAGUGGCCUUCGGCCAGAACCACUACCCCGACAUCUACUGUCGUGAAGAACUAGCCCGGGUCACCAAGCUGAACGAGGCGCGCAUACAGGUGUGGUUUCAGAAUCGCCGUGCCAAGAAGAGAAAGCAGGAGCGAGCGUCCCAGAAAGCUUCUACAGCAGGGUCCUUGCCGGCCCGCGGCGGUCUGGUGGGCGGGAGGUGUCUCUCAAUGAAUGGGGCAGAACGACCGUACCAGUACCACCCCUCCCUGACCCACGUGCCUCGUUUCCCAGCUGUGUUGGGGUCCAGUAGCUAUCCUCACCCCUCCCCCGCUGCCCAGUUUCCCUGCACCUCCGCUUCUCAGCCUCCAACCUGCCCGCAUGAGGACUGGUACAAUCAACUGCGCCACAUGGGCGCCCCCCCUCCCAGUCUCCCCAGCCCCAUGUUCUCUCUGGCCUCUAUGCCUGGGCUGGAUCCCGUCCCCCACUGGAGCUAAGUCUGUCUGGUGGUCUCAUUGGCCGCAGGCUGGGUGUGUGUGAGCUUGGCAAUGACCGAGACUGUCCGCAGAAUUCCGAGCUUCUGCAGCUUCCCUCUGCUCAGUACGUCAAGGCUGUGCCCUGUUCUCUGCUUGUGAGACCUGGCUGGUAUCUAAACAUUCUGGCCUAUGGUAGUUUAUUUUACCAUAGAGGUCUCUGAAAACCGCAGUACAUCAGUCUUGUUGAAGCAUAGAAAAACACCGAUUAUAUACAGCAUACAAUGUAUGACAGAUUUUUUUUUAUGGAAUAUCUGGGCAAGAGACUGAAAAUGAUCUUGUCUAGCUACACUUUGUUUUAUUUCUCCUGUAUUUUGCCAUUUGUGCUUGCUAAAAAUAACAGAUGUAUUUGACAAAAUUAUUUUAGAAUAAUUCCCCUUGUAAGUCCAUACAGGACUGAAAACAUUUGGUGAACAGUUCCUUUCCAGGGUGAGGAACAUAGGUCACGUCAGACCAAUGCGGACUGUAAUAUGUCCGGAACUUUUGAGGUAUUUAAGCGCCAUUAAAAUGCAGGUGCUUUAAAAAGCACUAUGAAUUAUGAUAGAUGACACAGAUUAUAUG